This is a messenger RNA of Pseudopipra pipra, 2003 nucleotides long. It is a transcript of the gene PLPP7, whose product is annotated as phospholipid phosphatase 7 (inactive). The transcript is spliced from 3 exons. NCBI's taxonomy places the organism in Eukaryota, Metazoa, Chordata, Aves, Passeriformes, Pipridae. Bases 693 to 1508 code for a protein of 271 amino acids. Gene Ontology annotation, molecular function: sphingosine-1-phosphate phosphatase activity. The record is from RefSeq and is a predicted model, not a curated record. Gene Ontology annotation, cellular component: nuclear envelope.
GGGUUGAUGCCAGGGUGGUCCUGGCUCAAGUGGUUGCUGCCAUGGGCUGUCAUCCUUUGGAUGGCUUCUCCCAGCUUAGAUCCGUGCAACUGCAGUUCAGGGGCUGUAGAAAGAUCAUUCAGAUCUGUAAACUGGAGCUGCAGGCACCGAUGGGAUGUUCCCAGGGGCUGAUCAGUGCUGGGAUCGGCAGGUGGGAGAUCACAGAAUCACAGAACAUUCUGAGUUGGAAGGCACCCACAAGGACCAUCCCUUGAUGUCUCAGAGGGGUUCUCCCCAGCUGAGAUGGGGAGCAGGGAGUCAGGAGGCUGACAGCAGCCAUGCAGUGUGAUGGAGCACAAUGUGCCGUGGCAGGAGGGACAGCAGGUAUUCCCUGUCCUCUGCUGGAGGACUCCCCAGGGCCUGGCAUGAGCUUUCCUCCUCCCUGUCCCGCGCUGCCCGUGCUGCUGGGGCUGGUACCUGUGCUGCUGAUCACACCUGCAGCUCAGGGACACGGGCACUGCCUGUCACCUGCUCUGGGCACAGGCAGCGCGGUGCUGGGUGACACGGCAGGGACACGUGCGGUAACGAGGCCACGCGCAGCGCCGGGGGCAGGAGGAUGGGAAUUCAUUAGCGGCGCUGUGUCUCCUGUAAUCAGGAGGCAGGUGAUGCUUCUCCUUCGUCCGGGAACAGGGUUGCGUUAAAGAGAGACUGCAAUGCCAUCAUCCCAGCCACGGUCCAGGGCAAGGGACAGGAACAAUGUCCUCAACAGGGCUGAGUUCCUCUCCCUGAAUCAGCCCUUGAAGGGGAACCAGGAGAGCAGGAGCUCGGGAAGAAAGCAGAGCGGCCAGGCCGGGGCAGCCGGUGCCCAGAACACCAACCCCAAGGAGCGGAGGCAGUCGCAGCAGCUUCCCGAGGAGGAUUGCAUGCAGCUCAACCCCUCCUUCAAGGGAAUCGCCUUCAACUCGCUGCUGGCCAUCGAUAUCUGCAUGUCCAAGAGGCUGGGAGUGUGUGCCAACAGAGCCUCCUCCUGGGGUGGUGCCCGCUCCAUGAUCAACCUUCUGGGGAUAACGGGGCAUGGGAUCCCCUGGAUUGCGGGUACACUCAUCUGCCUGGUGAAGAGCAGCACGCUGGCGGGCCAGGAGGUCCUCAUGAACCUGCUGCUAGCCCUGCUGCUGGACAUCAUGAUUGUGGCUGGUUUGCAGAAGCUGGCCAAGCGGAAGGGCCCGUACGACAUCAACCCUGGCUUGUUGGACUACCUGACCAUGGACACCUACGCCUUCCCAGCCGGGCACGCCAGCAGAGUGGCCAUGCUCUCCAAGUUCUUCCUCAACCACCUGGUCUUGGCCAUCCCCCUCCGCAUCCUGCUGGUCCUCUGGGCCCUCUGUGUGGGGUUUUCCCGUGUCAUGAUCGGACGGCACCACAUCACAGAUGUCCUCUCCGGCUUUGUCUUUGGCUACUUGCAGUUCAGGCUGGUGGAGUUGAUAUGGAUGUCUUCCAACACGUGUCAGAUGUUGAUAUCCAUCUGGUGAACAUGGGGGACUUGACGCCUUUCCACUGGAAACUAGCAGAUACUUUGAGAGUCUCCCUCCCAGUAUUUUCUACAUGUUGUUUGUUGGAAGUAGUUGUAACUUCCAUGAGUAGUGGUGUUUUUUAAUGUUGCUUCCCCACCUUAAAAAAAAAAAAGGUUUCUUGCAAUGGAUUGGGUUUUAGCAAUCGAGGGCCAUACCUGUGUUUUGGCCAUUUUCUCAAGCUGUGUUUGGACAGCAAGCUAAUUAAGCUUUGCGGGUGAGAGAAAUGAGCUCCAUGUCUGCCUACUUUAGGUGGUUCACACUGGCACCUUGGUAUGUCCUCAGGAUGGGCAGUGCCUGAGAGCUUCCUGAGAACACAUUCAUUAACUUUUUUUGAGGCUAAAUGAUUUUGGCCACUGUGCUUUUUUCUUUUUGUAAGCCCAGCAGUUGUGUCUUCUACAGAGUCAGAACAGGCAAUGCUGGCCCUUUACAGAUAAUAAAUAAUCAUAAAAAUCC